Messenger RNA from Menidia menidia (Atlantic silverside), 712 nucleotides. The record is from the annotation of a GenBank genome assembly. NCBI's taxonomy places the organism in Eukaryota, Metazoa, Chordata, Actinopteri, Atheriniformes, Atherinopsidae.
AUGCCAUCAAACGCCAUAAUGAAGAUCAUGUGGGGCCAAGUGAGGUCGGAUCAGAUCUGGAAGGGUUCAUUUGACAACUGCUGUCUCGGCCAUGUUCCAAAAGUUGGAAAAUUCAUCAAGAAAAACAUUGUGGAUUACAGGAUGCAGGAAACAGAUGGCGAUUGCAACAUCAGAGCCGUGGUGUUCCAGAUGAAGAAAAGGCGCAAUCAAAAGAUAAGGACCAUCUGCGCCAAUCCGGAGGACGAAUGGGUCCAGGAGAUUAGAAGUCGUGUGGAUGAAAGAAAACGAAACUAGGCCACCAACAAGAGAAAACCAGAGAGGAGAAUGGCAGAUUUAGCCCAAAGUCAGACAGGCUAUAUCAUCUUUAACCGAACAGACUGUAUUUCAACUGAUUUGAGAUUUCCUGGCCCAUCACAUAGUUCUUUUACACAUAAGCCUAGUGUAUGGUUUAAGAUGUAACCAGUGUAUGGAAGUUUUUCUCUAUGAGCCAUUACCACGAUACUGUUCACUUCUCUGUAACGUGUUGAACCUGCUAGGAUUGAGCCACUCUUUGGCAGCUUUAAAUGUGAGUAAAUGUACGUGCGUAUACACAUAUAUAUAUAUAUAUAAACACCACAAGUAGAAGCUGAGUUUUUUUUUAAUGUACAUAUUUUUGUAUCGACAUUCUGUCCCAUGUUUUCUUACUUCAAAUAAACAACAAAUGUAAUCCAAA